CCCUAGUCUUUCUAUGAACCAACAGCAAAGACAGACCUUUCACAGCGAUACAUGGGUUUCUCUCGGAGACACCCCUACCUGAAAUCCCCUGCCAUUCUUCACGGAUUUCUCAUACUUUUGUAGGAUUCUGAGGCAGAAAGGGGGACAAAUCUUUCGUUGUAAUUUUUGUAUCCUAGGGUUUAUUUUUUCUCUCUUUGUUUUCAGCUUCUUCAUUUCUAUCUCGGACCGAUCCGACUCGGCAGUUCCCCGGUGAGUCCCUCACGUAUCCUUCGCACAGCGUUUUCCCUCUCAAUCUAAGCUUAACUGAACACCCAGUUUGACGAAGAAGUAGAUCACUCAAUACCCUUUUUUCCACUCGGCAGAUUACUAUACUAUAUACGCCUAUAUAAGCUCGUUUACGCACUGAUAUUUAUACCUUCAUAUAGAAUCGAUAUAAUUGUCGUUUAUGUGAUGCGAUUGCCGUCGACGGCCCCAGCUUCGUCUUUAAAGCGGGGGAAUACGAAUCCGUCGGGUCCUCGGCUUCGGAAGAAGCACAAGAGGCUCGAUGCGAUAUGUGAAGAGGAGUAUAAUCGAAACCAUGGUGAAUCAAAUGAGGGCGACGGCGGGGAUGACCUUGCGGAGCUUAGACGGAGCUCACGGGUGCGCCGGGCUCCUAUUUUGCUCGACGUUUCACCACCUCCGGUGAAGAAGAGAAGGAAGAUUGCGAGGAGUGUAAUGUUGGGUGGUGAGAAGAUUUCAAAGAGUUCUUCACCCUGUGAGAGUGGGGAUUUAGGGGGGGAGGAGACGCCGGGUAGUUGGAAAUCAAGGUUGAGAUCGAGGGGGAAGAUUGUAAGUGUUGGGGUUCAGGAGGAUAGGGGCUCACCCAGUGGGAAACGCAAGCUUUUAUGGGAAACGAGUGGAAUUAGGGAAGAGGAGAAGGUGGUAGUGGGUGAAUUGGAUGAGAACAAAAGGGAUUUGGAGGAUGGGAAGUCCAUGAUUGUGAAGUCAAAGAGAACAGGUAGGAUUAAAAUGACGAGAGAUUUGAGGGAAGGAGAGAUCGAGAAUGUGUUAACUGGGAUGGAGGAGAAGAAUGAGAGGGAAGAAGUGGAGGUCAUCGGGGAGAAGGAUGAGGAUGGUGACUUACUUUUGGAGUGUGAAAUGGGUGGUGAAAAUGAAAGGGAUAGGGUGGAUGUUAAUGCCCAAGAGUUAGUCGAGGAAGAGAAGAGAGGAACAGUAAACGUUUCAAGGACAGAGGAGGGUUGUGUUGGCAAUGACAAUGUGGAAACUGUGGAGCUUGGUGAUAAGCAAGUGGAACGAUCAGAGUGUGGGGAGGAAGGAGAAAAUCCAAAUGAUGUUGGAAUUUCGGCACACCAAGCUGAAGAUGGAGGGUCUCAUGAUGGGAAGGAUGUUGAUUUGGCUAAGGUUCAUGAUGGGGAGGAUGUUGUUUUGGCUAGGGUUGGUAAUAAAACUGUGGAACACGAGAACACCAUGAAGGUGGAAAAGUCCAAAUGUGCUUCAAGUGAUACACUUGGCAAGCCACGCAUUAAAGAGGGUAGACGGUGUGGUUUGUGUGGGGGAGGGACUGAUGGUAAACCACCGAAGAGGUUAAUCCAAGAUGCCGGUGACAGUGAAAAUGAGGCAUAUAGUGGCACUUCAGGUUCAGAGGAACCCAACUAUGACUUAUGGGAUGGUUUUGGCGACGAACCUGGCUGGCUUGGCCGGCUCCUGGGUCCUAUAAACGAUCGCUAUGGUAUUGCUGGGAUAUGGGUUCAUCAACACUGUGCUGUAUGGAGCCCAGAGGUUUAUUUUGCUGGUUUGGGAUGCUUGAAGAACGUAAGAGCUGCACUUUGCAGAGGAAGAGCUUUAAAGUGCACCCGCUGUGGGAGGCCAGGAGCAACUAUUGGAUGCCGUGUUGAUCGGUGUCCAAAAACAUACCACUUGCCUUGUGCGCGAGCGAAUGGUUGCAUCUUUGAUCAUCGCAAAUUUCUUAUUGCCUGCACAGAUCAUCGGCAUAUUUUUCAACCUCAAGGUAACCAAUAUCUAGCACGGAUAAAGAAACUGAAGGCUAAGAAAUUGAAGUUGGAAAUGAGGAAGCUUUCAAAUGAUUCUUGGCGAAAGGAUAUCGAAGCAGAAGAGAAAUGGUUAGAGAACUGCGGUGAGGAUGAAGAAUUUUUGAAGCGUGAGAGUAGGAGGCUUCACCGAGACUUAUUAAGGAUUGCACCUGUGUAUAUUGGAGGCUCAGAAUCAGAAAGUGGCAAUUUAUUUCAGGGUUGGGAUUCUGUUGCUGGGCUUCAAGAUGUCAUACGUUGCAUGAAGGAAGUUGUCAUAUUACCUUUGCUAUAUCCUGAGUUUUUUAAUAAUCUGGGGCUUACACCUCCUAGAGGUGUCCUUUUGCAUGGGUAUCCUGGAACAGGUAAGACUCUAGUUGUUCGGGCACUGAUAGGUGCAUGUGCUCGUGGUGAUAAACGGAUAGCAUAUUUUGCUCGCAAAGGUGCAGAUUGCUUAGGAAAAUAUGUUGGUGAUGCAGAGCGUCAGCUGAGACUCUUGUUUCAGGUAGCCGAAAGAUGUCAACCUUCUAUCAUAUUCUUUGAUGAGAUAGAUGGGUUGGCACCCUGCCGCACAAGGCAGCAAGAUCAGACACAUAGUUCAGUUGUGUCAACAUUACUUGCUUUAUUGGAUGGGUUAAAGUCUCGAGGCUCAGUCAUAGUAAUAGGUGCAACGAAUCGUCCUGAUGCUGUUGAUCCGGCAUUAAGGCGACCUGGGAGAUUUGACCGGGAGAUUUAUUUUCCACUGCCUUCAGUUCAGGACAGAGCUGCUAUCUUGUCGCUACACACUGAAAGGUGGCCAAAACCCGUUACUGGAUCCUUGCUCAAGUGGAUUGCGAAAAGAACUGCAGGCUUUGCUGGUGCUGAUCUACAGGCUCUCUGUACUCAAGCAGCCAUCAUUGCUUUGAAGAGAAAUUUCCCUUUGCAACGAAUUUUAUCUGCUGCUGCAGAGAAAGCUUCUGUUCAUAAGCGCCUUCCACUUCCUGCCUUUGCAGUGGAGGAGAGGGAUUGGCUGGAGGCCCUGUUGUCUUCUCCGCCUCCAUGCUCUCGUAGAGAAGCAGGAAUUGCUGCUAAUGAUGUAGUAUCUGCUCCUCUCCCCAGAUAUCUUAUCCCUUGUCUGCUGCAAUCAUUUUGCAGUUUGAUUGUUUCGCUUUAUCUUGAUGAACGCCUUGGGUUACCACCUCCUAUCUCUAAAGCUGCAGCAAUGAUUAAAAGUGUAAUAGUUUCUGCUUUGGAUAAGAAGAAAAUGUCUACUGAACGUUGGUGGUCCCAUCUUGAUGAUUUUCUGAAGGAAGCAGAUAUUGCGAAGGAUAUAGAGAGUAAGCUUUCAUAUUCAGGCAUUUUACUUGGAGAUGCUGACUCUGCUGGUUCUGAUGCUUUGAAUGAUGGUAGUGUUGAUAACGUUGUAAGCUUUGAACCUUCCAUUGAAUACCAUGGUGGCACCUGCACAAAUUUGUUCCGAAACAUGUCAAUUGCAUCUAGAAGCAAAGCAGGUUUUCGAAUAUUGAUUGCUGGAAGUCCCAGAUCUGGCCAGAGGCAUCUUGCAUCUUGUCUUCUCCACUGCUUUGUUGGGAAUGUCGAUAUUCAAAAGAUUGAUAUGGCUACAGUUUCACAAGAAGGACAUGGAGAUGUGGUGCAAGGGAUAACACAAUUAUUAAUGAAAUGUGCUAGUGCUGGGCCUUGUGUGGUAUUUAUGCCAAGAAUUGAUUUGUGGGCCAUGGAGAUAAAUCACCAAGUUCCUGAGGAGAGUGAUUCCUGCUCAAAGCAUCAUCAAUUUCCUGAUCUAGAUGUUCAAAAGGAAAGUGAGUCAGAUAAAAAGAAAUUCAAAUCAGCAGAGAUGACUGACCAACAAUGUGCUGGUCGAAGUGCUUCACAUGCCUGGAGCUCAUUCAUUGAACAGGCAGAAUCUCUAUGUGUAUCUACAUCUUUGAUGAUUCUGGCUACUUCAGAAGUUCCAUAUAUGGCACUUCCAGUUAAAAUAAGACAGUUCUUUAGGACUGAAUUAUCAAAUUGCAGUCAGUCAACUUCAGAGCACACAGUCCCUCGAUUUUCAGUCCAAAUUGAUGGGAAAUUCAACCGUGAUAUGGUGAUCAAUCUUUCUGUGGCAGAAUUAUCCAAGGAUAUAGUCCAACAGCUUGUUCAGUUGAUUCAUAAGAAGUCUCACAUCCAUGCCAGUUCAUGCAAGGAGUACAUAAAUUGUGAUUCCAUUGAAGGCCGCACUGAUACAAUAAAUAUCAGCUCUGAUCAUGGAUUAGCCAAUGAACGCAAGGAUAAAACAUACUAUCCUGAUGAGUCUUUUAUAAAAGUUCCACAGCCACCCAAUAAUAGAACUGUGAAGGGGAAACCAAGCUUGCUCUUUGCAACAUCUACUUUCGGCUAUCAAAUUCUGCGAUAUCCUCAUUUUGCUGAACUUUGUUGGGUCACGUCAAAGCUGAAAGAGGGUCCCUCUGCUGACGUAAUUGGGCAUUGGAAGGGCUGGCCAUUCAAUUCCUGUAUUAUUCGUCCAAAUAAUUCAUUAGAAAAGGUGGCUGUUGCUUGUAGUGCCAGCAAUAUUAGAAGCAAAGAAAAGUCUGGGUUGGUUAGAGGCCUCAUUGCUGUUGGUUUAUUGUCAUAUAGAGGUGUCUACUCAUCACCUAGAGAAGUCUCAAUUGAGGUACGCAAGGUUCUUGAACUCCUAGUUGGGCAGAUCAAUGAAAAGGUUCAAGCUGGAAAAGAUCGAUAUCAAUAUGUUCGACUUUUGUCACAAGUUGCUUAUCUGGAAGAUAUGGUCAACAGCUGGGUAUACUCACUGCAGAGUUUGGAGCUGGACACUCCAACCAUGGCAAACCCUAGCCUGACUAGUAAGGAAUUUUUAGAUAAUCAGAAUGCUCAUGUGGAUAAUGAAGUUCAAAGUGAAGAAUGCAGGCCAAGUGUUUGUGGUGAUAGCUGCCAUGUACCUGAAGUGCUGGUGGAAAGUACUACGGGAAUUGCUGCUGUAGACAUUGAACAUCGUGACCUGAACCAAGGAAAUGGUGAUUCAAGUUAUCCUUUCUCUGGUAAUAGAGUUGCAAUUUCUGAAGAAGGCUCUCCACAGAAAAUUGUCACCUUGGGCCAUUCUACAAUGGAUAAACUUCACAAUUCACCUGCUGUAAGUCAUUUGGUUGGUGCGAUUUUGAAUGAGGAGAAUGGGAUAAAAUCUGGACUUUGCAGGUUGGAAAAUAGUGAAAAUCAUGCAGUGGUGAGCAGCAAGUCUGGGUCAUCAAAACAUUCCAACGGAUUUGGGUCAACAGAAUCUGCUGGCCUUUCUGAGAAUGGUCUUGGUAGUUCUAGUGAAUUGGGUAAUGUUAAGUUAUCCAACGCCAAAGAAGUCUGCAACCAGGUAAAUAAUGUGUCCUCAAGAAAGACUGGCGUUACCGCCAGUGAUGGUAAGCCAGACACUGACGAGCAAAUUAUAGGCAACAGCUUCUCUUCUAGCAACAACAGCAUUUCUGCCAAGGGGGUUGUUUGUUUUUAUCAAUGUUGUGCUGAAUGCCUAUACAACCUCCAUGGUUUGACGCAGAAAAUCCUUAUUCAUGAGUGGGGAUUGAACAGGAGUCAUUGGACGGUGGAGGAUGUACAUGAUGUUGUUGCAUCAUUAUCGGUGCAUCUUCUUUCAGCAAUUACAAAAAUUUAUGUUGCUGAAAAUUUCAGCAAUUCAUGUGAUGAGAGCCUGAAAGGCAAAAAGUAUGUUGAAUGUCCAGAACUUAAAACAUGUCCUUGCAAAAAGUCGGGAAAUAGAGUUGUCAUGCCGGUGGAAUGCAGUUGUCACAAUAUAAGUCAAAGUUGCACUGCAAAAGAAAACACCUCCCGGAAUAACCGAAUCAUGCUUGAUUCAAAAUUUCUUUUCAGAGAUGGUGUACUGGUUCAUUUAGAUCCUGACAAGGAUGUUUCUUUUCACUGUAAAUACGAGACUCUGUGCCUCUGUUCUCUUAUAGAGUUUAUAGCAAUGACCAAGCAGCCUUUUGAUUGACUUGAUGUGUUUUCAGCAUCUGCCAUCGCAGUGAUUUUCUGCUGCUACGGGAUUUAGGUGAAACAAUUUUCAAGAGAUAAAAAAGAAAAAAAGAAAAAAAAAGAAACCCAAUUUUGUCUACUGCCUCGCUGAAGCUCCUUGUUGUUCUGUCUUUGAAAAGCAACGAUACAAGGGCAUUUCUUCCUCUCCCCCACAAAUAUCUUAUGGAAGUAUAUUUUAUCUCCCCCUCCCCCUUGUAGGAGCUAAUCUUAUACCCUGUACGUGUAUAAUUUUCGGUUUAUCCUUUCAUUUAUUUUUUCAUGACUGUUAGGUUAUGCUAUUAAUAACUGUACAAUCUCUUAUGUGGUGAUACUUACUGUUGAUUUUUUCAAUUAGUAAGUACUGUAGUUUUACUAGUAGUUGAAAUAUAUUAUAGGUAAGCAAUUCAUUGGAAGUUUGUUA
This is a messenger RNA of Carya illinoinensis, 6453 nucleotides long. RefSeq lists its product as uncharacterized. Gene Ontology annotation, molecular function: ATP binding; histone binding; ATP hydrolysis activity. The record is from RefSeq and is a predicted model, not a curated record. Gene Ontology annotation, cellular component: nucleus. The transcript is spliced from 6 exons. Gene Ontology annotation, biological process: positive regulation of transcription by RNA polymerase II. NCBI's taxonomy places the organism in Eukaryota, Viridiplantae, Streptophyta, Magnoliopsida, Fagales, Juglandaceae. Bases 451 to 6012 code for a protein of 1853 amino acids.